Messenger RNA from Spodoptera frugiperda (fall armyworm), 3359 nucleotides. Its product is annotated as trypsin-2-like. Gene Ontology annotation, biological process: proteolysis. NCBI's taxonomy places the organism in Eukaryota, Metazoa, Arthropoda, Insecta, Lepidoptera, Noctuidae. The coding region runs from base 205 to 1056 and encodes 283 amino acids. The transcript has a single exon. The record is from RefSeq and is a predicted model, not a curated record. Gene Ontology annotation, molecular function: serine-type endopeptidase activity.
AUCGAUCCAGUAACACCUCUUUAUUUUAAAAAAAAUUUCAAUGUAGGUACAGAAUUGACCCUUCUACAGAUUUAUUUUAUGUAUAUAUAUUUUAUAUCGACUAAAAUUUCACAAUACAAUAUUACAUUUUCUGAUUAUAUUAUUUUUAUAGUACAGAAAUAAAACCGACAAACUUUCCACUGCAACAGACGUAUUUUAGUCAGCAUGUGUUUUAUUAUUGUGAGUUUAUUUAUCGCCACUCUUGUUCUGCACGCCAGUAGCCGCAACCCUGCAUUGAGGAUCAUUGGCGGCAGCGAUGUCGCUGAAGACGAGCUCCCCUAUGUUGGAAGGUUACGAUUACAUCAUGUUGUUAAGAACCAAGGAAUUGCUAUCUUUACAAAACGUAAGCAUAUCUGCACCUGUUCUAUGUUCACACCAAACUGGGCGUUGACAGCCGGUCAUUGUAUUACACCGUUUCUAAUAACAAGUUCCAUCGAAAAAGACGGAGUUAUGAUGAAGGACGAAUAUUAUAUAGCCUACGGUCCUCUUGAGAAAAAUCAUACGAGCCAAAUUUUACAAUGGUAUAGACACCCUGGCUAUUUGGGUAAAAAUUUCCCAUUUCGUUUGGUCAAUGAUAUAGGUUUAAUAAAAACUGAAGAAACUGUUCUGAGCCAAUAUGGGCAUAUUAGUGCAUUGGAUUCCACAAGCUUGCUUGGAUUGGAAGCGACUGUGACUGGUUACGGGCUAAUGAAGAUAGCGGAAGUGAUCGCUGCCGCGGAUUUUUUCGAGAAACCUUUACAAAAGCUAGAUGUUGUUGUCACUAAAUGCAGUCCAAGUUUUCAAGGUGUACGUCCAAGAAUGUGUGUGUCGCGGCGUUGUGGCCAGUUGGAAGCAUUGUGUCCGGGAGACUCAGGCGGACCACUCCUGCAUGCCUCAGGCAUUGUUGGUGUUAAUAGCGCUGCACCAGGCUUUGCAUGUUUCGUUGACAUACAGUUUCUGGAACUCGGCGACAUAACACCCACCAGUCCUUUUAUUGAUUGGAUAAGUGAUGUAAUAAAUAGAGAAACCAGUGCUUAGGUUACUUACAAGAACCAUUUUCAAAAAAGUAUAUGUCUAACUUUUCGAAAAUUUAAGUCAGUCCAGCUUUUUACCGUCAUCAUAAAUAAUUUUAAUUUGAUAGUUUAUAUACUACUAGCUUCCGCCCGCGAAUCCGUACGCGCGGAUGUCGGUCUUCGUGUGGAAGUUUUAUUUCUCCAUUUUGAGUAACUCUGACAAUGACAUCUUAUAAAUAUCUAUUGGACUUGGGUCCAAUAGUACGAUGUGAUGCCUAUAAUAAUCUCCUUAAUUAUUAUAGGCCUCGCCGUAUUUGGAUACGGCGAGGCCUAUAAUAAUUAAGGAGAUCCCUUUAUUGAGCUACUGCUGUUGAGCUCCCGUUCUGUAGAAUAAAACUGUUGCACGUAUUUUUCCAGGGUAAAAAGUAUUAUAUUUUAUGCACAGGAUAAUAACUUAUAAUUAUACCAAGUUUCAUCGAAAUCGAAUCGUUAUCGUUUUCACGUGAUGCCUGAACAUACAGAUAGACAGACAGACAGACAAAAAAAAAUUAAUCACAUAUUUGGGUUUGGUAUCGAUCCAGUAACACUCCCUGCUAUUUAUUCUUUCAAUAUUUUCGAUGUACAGAAUUGACCCUUCUACAGAUUUAUUAUAAUACUAGCUUUUGCCCGCGACUUCGUUCGCGUGGAAUAGUGACUUCCGGCAAAUUUUUGGUUUUAACCACAUAGUUCCCGAUCUCGCGGGAUCUCUUCAAAAAUGAGAUGUGGAAGAUAUUCCAGGGAACUCUUCAAAAAUCAACAUAAUGAGCUCUGCGUUUGAAUUUAAUAGAUGUAUACUCACUUAGGGCAUUGAAAAAAUAGUUUAAAAACGGACUUAAACUAACUUAAAACUAAAGAAAGCUACGAAUUACGAAUUUAUAACAAUUAAAAAAGAAACUAUAUUACAACCUAUCCUCUAUGCUAUAAUAACCAAGCUUAAACUAAAUAAUUUAAAAGAAACGACUUAAAUCUAAUCUAAUUAAAAAAAAAAUAGACUUACAAUUUUAUUAAAAAAACUAACUACAGUAACUACUAAUAAUCGAUAUCAAACUAAACCUACGUUAAAUAGUUUAACCAAAAAACCAGGAAAACCCAACAAAUAAACUUAUUAAUUGACAAAUACAACGAAACUAUUAAACAAAUACAAUUGGUUUAAAGUGUAUCGUAUUAUACGAUACACUUUUUCUACGAUAGUACCGAAGCGCUCGGCCAACCAAAUGAAUGUAACGAAACCAUAGCGCGAUCUAUUUCGAUCCCAACGCCAUCUAUCGAGGAUAAAGACAACUUGGAUUAUUUAUUUAUACUCCGUUCGGGCAUUUUCUUUGUACUAAAAGUUUAAUUAUAUUGAUAUUAUUUUUUUCAUACCUUUUUACUAUUUAUUUACUUUUUUUGAUGAAUUAAAACAAUAACAUGAACCGAAGUCGUGUAACGAUCGACAUAGAAUUAUCUAUACUCCGUUAGAGCAUUUUCUUUGUACUAAAUGUUUUAUUAUAUUGAUAUUAUUUUUUUCAUACCUUUUUACUAUUUAUUUACUUUUUUUCGAUAAAUUAAAACAAUAACAUGAACCGAAGUCGUGUAACGAUCGACAUAGAAUUAUUUAUAAAUAAUUUAUUUCUUAUUUUUAUUUUUUGAUUUUUGAAAUAAAAAUAUAUCUAUGUCCUUUCUAAGGUUCUAAACUAUAUCUGUACCAAAUUUCAACCAAAUCCGUCAAAUAGUUGCGGAGAUUAAUGGUAUAAGCAUAGAAUGUUCGACGUGAUUCUUUAAUAUGACAUAACUUUUUUAUUUAUGAACCGAUUGACAUGAAACAAACACUAAAUGUAAAUUUAAGCAUCCCACAAUAUAUUCGUGAAAACCGCAUCCAACUCGGAUCAGCCGUUUCUGAGAUUAGCGCGCACAGACGAACAGACAAACAGACAAAAAAAAGUUAAUUACAUUUUUGGGUUCGACAUCGACAUAACAAUAACCCCUGCUAUUUUUUUUAUUUUUAUUUUCAAUGUACAGACAGCACUUUUCUACGAUUUUAUUAUAUGUAUAGAUAUGAAUUAAUGAAUGAGAGUGUUAUAAACGUAAGAGUAGACAAAUAUAAUCAGAAAGCUCCGAGCUGCGAAGCUAUCGAGAGUUAUACGUGUUAUUGUGAGUCAACCAUAAAAGAUAGACAUUUACUGUCGUGGAAUAUUUUUUAAACAAUUUUAAGGAGAACAUUUCCCUCAUUCAUGUUUUCUGUGUAGCUUUAACCAUUAAGGCUGCACACGCGACGGAAGCCUAAAAAAUGAAGUAAGUUCUCCUGUUUUC